This is a messenger RNA of Nasonia vitripennis (jewel wasp), 1940 nucleotides long. Its product is annotated as UPF0363 protein CG9853 homolog. Gene Ontology annotation, cellular component: cytosol; BAT3 complex. The record is from RefSeq and is a predicted model, not a curated record. The transcript has 7 exons. Gene Ontology annotation, biological process: protein insertion into ER membrane. Lineage: Eukaryota; Metazoa; Arthropoda; Insecta; Hymenoptera; Pteromalidae. The coding region runs from base 662 to 1471 and encodes 269 amino acids. Gene Ontology annotation, molecular function: protein binding.
UUGCAAAAGUGGCACCCUAUUAGAGAAAGACAACAUACCUUCUUUCCAUAUACCAAGCAUUAAUAGAAGGUAUGGUGUCUUUGUCUUACACAUUGACAUAAGAGAGUCUGUCUUUCUCUAACAGGGUGCCACUUAUGCUAACCUACACACGCAGUCUAUCUCUCUUAUGUCUAUGCAUGACAGUUUAUCCAACAGUUUUAGGUUAAACUACUUAAGUUACUUGUUUAUCACGGAUUGAAUUUAUAUUUUCGUCAUUUUUGUGUUGAAAAAUAAUUAUUCAUUUUAUCUAAUAUAUAGGUGUUUUUUCCCUAUCUCUUUUGUUGUGUACCUUGUUUUUCUCAUCUGUCGGACGUUUAGCAACAUCCUUGUUUAAUUAAAUAAAUAAAUAAUAAUAAUACAUCAAGCAAUUUUAACAAAUAAAAUAUGGAAGGCCACAGCAAUUGUGGAUUAAAAAGAAUUUUAUCAAAAUUAGAAAGUUCUAUUAAUGCUGGUGAUUAUUACGAAGCACAUCAAAUGUAUCGAACUUUAUAUUUUCGGUAAUACACUACAGCGGUACAAUGUACGAUUUAUUAAGCUGGACAACAAUCAAGUAAAUAUUUAUUUAUUUAAUUUUUAAAUAAUUUGAUAUCUGGGACAAAAAAAAUAUCAUGAAUUGAUUCAGAUGUUAUACAACGGUUCUCUUCUACUUUUGCAAUGUGAACAAUAUACGAGUGGCGCGGAUUUGGGAAUCUUGCUUAUUGAUGUUUUUAAAAAAGCAGAAAUCAAACCAACACAUAGUUAUUUUCAAAAAAUGAUUGACUUAUUCACGCUAAUGAAUCCAGUAUGUCCAGAAAGAGAAACAUUUGUACAGAACGCUUUACGAUGGAGUAUGACGGGUUCUACUUACAAGACGGGGCAUCCUGAUUUUCAUCGAAAACUGGCUCAAGUUUAUUGGCAGGAAAAAAAUUAUCCUCUUGCUAGACAACAUUAUUUGUAUACUAAAGAUGGCUUUGGAUGCGCGUCGAUGUUAAUUGAACUACAUCAAAAGCAUGGUUACUCGAACGAAAUUGACUUUUUUAUAACUCAAACAGUUUUACAAUAUCUUUGCUUGCAGAAUGCGGAAGCAGCAGAAGAAGCUUUUACUUCUUUUAUCAACCAACAUCCGAAAAUAGCAAAACAACCACCAUUCAUUCUGCCUUUAUUAAAUUUUUCCUUUUUUCUGUUAAAAACAAUACAGUUUGGGAAAAUUUCUAUGUUUACCAUACUCUGUGAUCAGUACUUUACGAGUUUAUCUAGAGAUCCGUGUUUUCUGCAGUAUCUUGAAAAGAUAGGACAGAUAUUUUUCGAUGUCCAACCAUCUCAAAUUUAUAGUAGAAGAGGAUUAUUUAGUUCAUUUUUACAGUCAUUUUUCAAUGAUAUUAAUGAAGAAGAAAAUAGUGAUGAUCAACAACGUAUAAAUACAAAAUCAAUUAUAUCAGCAGAAGUCGAUUGACAAAAUGAUAUAAAAUUUGAAUAAUACAAUUGUCUAUGUGUUGACGAAUUUAUUAAAAAAAGAAUAGCUCAAAAACAAGUACAAAAAGGUGCUGAUGAAUCUGCAAUCAUAGAUAAAACCAUAUCUUCGCUCCUAAAAAAGAGUAGCACAUCAGAAAAAAAUGUCUUUUUUAUGCAUGUAUUUCGUAAUUUUUGAAGCUCCUGCUUAAAAUAAAUUUAUCUUCCUGGUAGAAUUUAAAGUAGUGAAACUGCUCAGUAGACUAUGCACUGGUCAGGACCAAUCUGCCUGUCAAAAAUAUGUUAACUGCUAAAACACUGGUUAGGGACUGCAAGGAUUGUGAAUUAUGCGAAAGACGGAGUUGACCUCGAAAAAGAGAUGCAGAAGCAUACAAUGUUUUAUAAAUACUUUUCAUAUUUUUUUAUUUAAAUAAUACAGAAAUAUAUUGAGAUAAAUUUUAGAUAAAAUGUCA